Molecule: messenger RNA, 844 nt
Organism: Xylaria bambusicola
Lineage: Eukaryota; Fungi; Ascomycota; Sordariomycetes; Xylariales; Xylariaceae
Product: NADH-ubiquinone oxidoreductase 21.3 kDa subunit
Exons: 3
Coding region: 119-709 (196 amino acids)
Source: RefSeq, a predicted model, not a curated record
GCAAUACUUCGGGAAAUCAACCGGAGCCGGCCGGGGGGGGGGCUAGCAGCUCGGCCAACCUCAUCCAACUACAUCAACGACAUUCCCAACGGCAGUAUCCCAUUCUCACACAGCCACCAUGGCUUCAAAAGCGGUAGCGAAAGUUGCAAAGGGGGUUGUGCCACUCAGUCAGAAACAAACCCUUGAAUCAACUGGUUUUUGGGAUCGCGUACGCCGUGUCUUUGCUGUCGACCCUAAUCGCUCGUCCGGCGUGCCUCUAAACCCAUAUUUCCGGAACCCGACACCAGGCGCUCUCGACCCGCUCAUCUAUGAUGACCCCGUGACACUUCCGGCGGGUGACAUCGCCGAUAACCCAUAUUGGAAGCGAGACGGCCGACGGUCCUACCCUAAGCUGAGCGUCGUGAACCAGGCAGAUGCCGUGGCGCUCCUGAGUGUUGGUAGCGCGGCUGCGCCGAAGCGGGAGUUGAUCGGCGACGCUGGUGCAAAGCAGCUCGUCGCUGUGGCAGAGGAAGGUCAGUCCGGCGGGCUCGCUGCGUACUUCGAGAAGAACACAACUGCCGUUGCCGCCGAGGACCUCCUAGUCAACGGACUGCCGCCCCUACCGAGCGGCGAGCGCAAGAAGACCGAUGGGAAGUGGGAGGCAUAUAAGUAUGGCUUGACGGAGGAGAAUUCAUAUCCCGAAGAUUACCCGUGCCGAACUUUCCAAUAGAGAGUUAGGUAUGUAGGAAGAACGGAUAGGAUUACGUGUGUACAUAUGAGGAUUUUUGUACCUUAGAUUCCCUAGGCAACUCGAGCUUUGCAUCUAUUGACAUGAUCAGAUCUUCUACGAGUCCUCCAGGUAGUG